AUGGAAGACUACGAGUCCCCAAUUACCAUCGUGGGCGCCGGCCCCGUGGGCAUGCUUCUCGCCUACCGUCUCAACCAGCUCAACAUCCCCUUCUUCAUAGCCGACAAGAACACUGAGACCACUAAAUGGCCCAAGAUGGAUUUGACGAACUGUCGAUCCAUGGAAAUUCUGCGAGUCUUGGGUCUGGCCGAUGACUACCGCGCUCAAGAAGGCAGCGUGCCCAUCUCCACCGACUUCGAUACGCAGUUUGUGACUCGGAUUAUUGGGCAGGAGAGCAAAUUACUAGGCAAAUGGCACGUUCCCUCUGUCAGUACUCAGCGCGAUUCCAUCCGCCAGACCAACGACGGGACUCAAGCCGCCGAGCCCGGCCAGCGCUGCUCGCAAGUCAUCUUCGAGGCUUGGAUGCGCCGACUCAUCCUCGAGCAAGCGAGUGCAGGUAGUGCAAUGCAGAUCCGCCCCGGAUGGAAGUAUCUCCACCACGUCGAAGAUGCGACAGGCGUAUGGGCGACUUUCCUCGCCGUGGAGCAAGGCGUCCAACAUCGCGUGCGCAGUCGGUACCUGGUUGGAACGGAUGGAGGUAGGAGUCGUGUGCGCAAUGCUGCGGGCAUUCGCAUGCUGGGGGGAUCGAUGCCCAUGCGCUUCCACCUUGUCCACUUUCGCUCCCAGCAACUCGCGCGCUCGUUCCCCUUUGGCCGAUGCUGGCAUAUCUUCCCCACCAGUGGGGGGUUCAUCCUCGACCAGGACGAUGUGGACACCUUUACUGCACAUUUCCCCGUUCACCUCCUCCCCGAGGGCAACCUCGACCCGAAGGAAGUGGUGUAUCGAACUCUUGGAGGACCGCAUCCCAGCGAGAAAGCGGUGAUCCAGAUCGACGAGAUUCUGGUGCACAGUACCUGGACCCCGAACUUCAGCAUCGCGGAGAAGUACGUCAGUGAUGGUGGACGAGUCGUGCUUGCAGGUGAUGCGGCCCAUCAAACACCCCCACACGGCGGAUACGGUCUCAACAGCGGCAUCGCCGACGCCUUUGACCUCGCCUGGCGUCUCGCCGCGCUGACCUCCUCCUCCUCCUCCACCGCCUACGGCGGACCAUUACUCCUAGAGUCCUACACCCUUGACCGGCGUCCGUGCAUGAUCCGCGCUCUGACGCGCUCGCACCGCCAUCUCCUCGAGCAUAUCAAGCUUGCCGCUCUACACCCGGACCCGGUGGACGUACUGGAGCGGGAGCACGAUGCGGAGGCCGAGGGGCUGCGGAAGAAGAUCCGGGAGUUUCUCGAGCGGUCCGGCCCGGAGACGUUGGACCGUGGAGUUGAGCUGGAUAUGCGGUACGCGUCGUUUGGGAUCUGGGGUGACGAGAUAGGAGAAGAUGAGGCGGAGCAGGGGCAGGGGCAGCCGUGGGUGGCGGAGAGAUACGUUCCCUCGACGAAGCCGGGGCGGCGGGUGCCGCAUGUCUUCCUGACGAGCUCGCGGGAGGAGGGCCCGAGCAUCUACGAUACGUUUGGGCCUGUCUGGAGUUUGGUGCAUUUCGAGGAGAGUGAUGGCUGUGCUGCUACGGCGCAGACAUUCGUCUCCGUUGCGGCUACGCUGGGUAUUCCGCUCAAGCUAGUCAGGCUGGUCAAUCAGACGCAUGCUCAUCGUGUUUGGGGCGCGAGUUUGGUGCUGGUGCGGCCCGUUACCCAUGCUGCCUGGCGGGGGAAGUGGAGGCUGAACUCGACCUCUGCUUCGGAUGGGGAGGCAUUACGAACGGAGCAGGUGGAGGAGAUCCUGCGGGUUGUCACUGGACACGAACGCUACAAAGGUUAUCGGUAUGAGGAGGCCUCCGCUGCAGAGGAGGAACGCUUUGUGAAGCUUGUGGAAGCGUUCAAGCCGGAGGACUAG
Aspergillus saccharolyticus JOP 1030-1 is the source of this 1875-nucleotide messenger RNA. Its product is annotated as FAD/NAD(P)-binding domain-containing protein. The record is from RefSeq and is a predicted model, not a curated record. The coding region runs from base 1 to 1875 and encodes 624 amino acids. The transcript is spliced from 5 exons. NCBI's taxonomy places the organism in Eukaryota, Fungi, Ascomycota, Eurotiomycetes, Eurotiales, Aspergillaceae. Gene Ontology annotation, molecular function: FAD binding.